GGGGCAGGAUAAGUGCAAAAACUUUUGCGGUUGGAUUAUACUGUAUCUGUCAUAGAUGAGGGGAAAACCAUAACUGCAAUGAAACAAAACUUUGGAUGGAAUCUGCAACUAAUUGUGGGAACUUUCUGGAUCUUGAUAGUGCCAGCCACGGUGUCUGCUCUUGGCCAGCCCGAUGUGCCAACUGGGGGUCUUCUGAGGAUCAUCUGGCAAGGCACAUGUGUUAAUGGCUUGGACCUUCUUCUUGCCAUUGAGCUGAUUCUUCAGAAUCUGCCUCACUCUCUAGGGUAUACUUGAAAAGCCCACCGCUGUCUCCUUUGCCUCUUUUUUUUCUGGCCCCCGUGUGAUUGGUAUCCGUAUAGCUGUCUUGCAGGUCUGUUAUGUUUCCCCGAGGCUGUCUUUCCUUUGUUCAGUGGUAUCUACAGGUACCAUUUCCAGUUCCAAUCGCAUAGUAAAAUCAUUGCCGUGCUUACUGUGAUGAAGACAGAACAGUUCAUUUGACACAACAGUUGGUGAUUAUUUGUGUAAUGUACAGUAUGUCAUUGGUGGAUGGAAGACCUCUAUGUAUUACCAACAGGUAUAGUGCAUUGCAAAAUGCCAAUUUAAAUGAAGAUAACUUGAGUGACUUGAUUUAAAGGCCAGUGUACAAAACUAUUUUUAUUUUUAUUUUAUUUUGUUUCAUGCAAAGCAUUGAAAGUUUCAUGUAUCUUAUUUAGGUUCAUUUCCUCAGUGCUUGAUGUUUUAAAGGUUUAAUUAUAUUUCUAAGUUUUAUCUGGUGCACUGGCACAUGCACUUGGUCUCUGUAAAAUAAUUCACACUUGCACGCAUGGUCUCUACAAUACAAUUACUCAAGUUGUGAUAUAAUUUGUGGAGGUUUUAUUAUUUGGAAAGUUGAAUCUGCAUUUUCAAGUUAAAGUUGUUAUCGUUUGUAUUUAAGGCUGCACAUUGGUAUUGUGAUGGGCUAUGUUGUAAGAAUGUGAAAUGAAUGAAUAUCAGAACAAGAGGCUUUUGUGCAAUAGGCAAAGAACACAGAAAGAUUAUUGAUAACGUGCCUUUACUGUGGUGGAGUUUGCCAGACGGAAAACGUCAGGAAAACAUAAUUGUCCAUUUGAAAGGUAGGCUCGGCCUACUCUAAUCUAAUUCAAAUAAAGUAAUGUUAAAUAUUCAAACAAGUUAUACAAAAAAAAUAAAUAAAUAAACAGGACAGCAUCAUUAGGUUUUAGUUGUAACUAGUUAUUUCCCACGAAGGAAUAAAGAAAGGUAUUGAAGUUAUUCCAUAUAAAAUAUGCUGCAAGGGAGAAUACUAAAUUCACAAUAUAUGAUCAAAUAUAUUUUUUCCUUCAUGACUGUCGUCAUGGAACCAUGCACAUCAGCAAGCACAUAAAACAUGUUUUGUAGGUCUAUGUUAUACUUUGAGUUGUGCAUUGAAGUGAUAAUGGUACAGCAUGUGUGACAGCAGAAACAAGAGUCAAUGGACACAUCUCUAAAAUGUAAAUGGGGAGUCAGUAUGGGCGGGGUUAAAGAAACACAGGCUUGACAAGAGGUAGAGGCUCAUCGUGUACACUUAGAAUAGUGGCACAAUGAAUGUUAAUACGACAGAACAUUUUAUUUUGUUAGUAGCCCUAUUAGACUAACAUCAGCAUUACCUGGCAGGCCAAUUGAACACUCGCUACUGCACAAUGCUACUAUCAUAAAUAAAACCCAAGAGAUCGCAUAAGGUUUGGUGAGCAGCUGAAGAGGCAACUAGUCAACUCGAGCUGCAUGUGGUCUGCUGUGGUCGCUGCUGCUGCUGUGGUGACUGAGACUUAGAAGAACCCGAGAAGCUUCAGGCAGCUCUUGCCAGGUUUGGCGACCAGCUGACUUCCAACGACUGCCGUAUCUACAGUUGCAGCCUUGCCCUUGCCAUUGCCAAGUUUGGGGAUAGGAGUGAUACUUUUAAAUCCUCACACGCACUGCACACACCCACUCACACACACACAGCAGUAUAUUCAGUUGAAGCUGCUCCCGCUUUGGUCGCUGAGCCUAGUUUUAGAAGCUUCCAGAGUUUCACCCAAAAUCUCCCAGCUGAGGCGUCGACUCCCGCACCUGGACUAAUUUUUUUUCCCUCGGGGGGGCAGCAGUCAUGUUUCUGAAGGACAUUGGGCGGCAGCUGCUGCGGGUGAAGGUGGUGGACUGCAGCGCCACCGAGUCACGGCUGGCGCGAUGCCUCAACACCUUUGACCUGGUGGCGCUCGGCGUGGGCAGCACGCUGGGCGCCGGCGUCUACGUGCUCGCCGGGGCGGUGGCGCGCGAGAACGCCGGCCCCGCCAUCAUCCUCUCCUUCCUGAUCGCCGCGCUGGCGUCCGUCAUGGCCGGCCUGUGCUACGCCGAGUUUGGCGCGCGCGUGCCCAAGACGGGCUCGGCGUACCUGUACAGCUACGUGACGGUGGGCGAGCUGUGGGCCUUCAUCACCGGCUGGAACCUCAUCCUCUCCUACAUUAUUGGGACGUCUAGUGUGGCCCGAGCCUGGAGUGCUACGUUCGAUGGCCUGAUCGGGAAGCACAUUGAGAGCUUCUGUAGACAGCACAUGGCUAUGAAACUUGAAGGAGUACUAGCCGAGUAUCCAGACAUGUUUGCGGUCCUAAUCAUCCUCACGUUAACUGGCCUGCUUGCUUUUGGGGUCAAGGAGUCGGCCAUGGUCAACAAGGUGUUCACCUGCGUCAACGUCCUGGUGCUGCUCUUCGUGAUCGUGUCGGGCCUGGUCAAAGGAACCCUGAAGAACUGGGCUCUUGAUCCCGCCGAGGAGCUCAACCGCACACACAUCAACACGACAUGGACGCCACCGACGGCAGCAGAAGUGGGCGCUGGAGGCUUCAUGCCAUUUGGAGUCAAUGGAGUUCUCUCUGGCGCUGCCACCUGCUUCUACGCGUUUGUGGGCUUCGACUGCAUCGCCACCACAGGAGAGGAGGUGAAAAACCCACAGCGUGCCAUCCCUAUCGGCAUCGUGGCCUCCCUGCUCAUCUGCUUCUUCGCCUACUUCGGCGUGUCCGCCGCCCUCACCAUGAUGAUGCCCUACUACCUGCUGGACAAGAACAGCCCUCUGCCCGCGGCCUUCACCUACGUGGAGUGGGGCGGUGCCACGUACGCAGUCGCCGUAGGGUCACUGUGUGCCCUUUCCACCAGUCUCCUAGGGUCCAUGUUUCCAAUGCCCCGUGUGAUCUGGGCCAUGGCAGAGGAUGGGUUGCUCUUUAAGUUCUUGGCUAAAAUCAGCCCUAAAUCCCAAACCCCUGUAAUCGCUACGCUAACAUCUGGAGUCGUGGCAGCGGUCAUGGCUUUCCUGUUUGACCUGAAGGACCUGGUCGACCUCAUGUCCAUUGGCACUCUGUUGGCAUACACGCUGGUGGCAGCCUGCGUCCUGGUGCUUAGGUAUCAGCCGCAGCAGCCCAGCUCGGUCCUGCCCUACCAGGCCACCUCCCAGGAGGAGGCAGAGGCCGAGAACGAGGCCAUGAUGGAGAGCAACUUCAUGCCCCCACAGGAGGACUUCUCGGUGCGGAACGUUCUCUUCCCGAAGAACACGGAACCGUCUCGCCUCUCCGGCUCAGUGGUUAACAUCUGCGCCGGUAUUCUAGGGCUGCUGGUGUGUGUGUUCUGUGUGAUCGCCGCUCAGGACACGCUGCUGGCCCCCUGGUCCCUGCUGCUCCUCAGCAUCCUAGCAGUGGCCUGUCUGCUCAUCACCGUGGUGGUCGGAAGGCAGCCGCAGAGCAAAACCAAGCUCUCUUUUAAGGUGCCUCUGCUGCCUGUCCUGCCUGUGGUCAGCAUGUUCAUCAACCUUUACCUCAUGAUGCAGCUGGACCGGGGCACGUGGGUGAGAUUCCUCAUCUGGAUGGUCAUAGGGUUCUGUAUUUACUUUGGCUAUGGCAUUUGGAACAGCACAGAGGCUGCUCUGGCAAAGUCCAACAUCACAUCCAACGACAUCACAAGCUUCAAGGACCUGAUGAAUGGGCAUGCCAUGGCUCCCGAGAAGGAGGGCCUAUUCUGUAAUGGCGACACUCCAGGGGAUGAAGAUAGCGAUCCUUAAAUGCUUCAGGUUGCAGUGUUUCAUUAUCCCCGUCGGACUGGUAUGUUAGGUAAACCUGAUUCAAGUGCAGGAUCCUCACAUGAUCGGCCAGGUUAACCCGCACCAUCAUGCCAAGACAACCUUUUUAGCUUUUACUUUCCAUUCUCUGGUAAACACACACUCAAUGUCAGACCAAUUGGAAUUCACACUUAUCAGAUCAAUUACGGAAACUCAAAAAAGGGACAUUGGUCAAGUAACCCUUCAUCACAGUCUCUCCUGCUGGGAAUGGACAUUCUUAUUGUCAUCGAAGCUGAAAUGAUCUCAGGUUUCAGAGGGGGGUCAGCCUAGCGCUCUCCAGCACAGUACAGAUUCACACGCUGGGACUUCAGCAGAUCGUCUAAGUAUAACUCCCCUGUGAGACAACACAAGCCUGACCAGCAUUGUAGAACCAACGGGUGCACAGUUGAAAUGCACCUAUUUCAGGGACAGCUGCUGCUCUAGAAUAGGUAUAAUGAUUAGCAUAGUUAUAGCAUAGUCCUGUAGAAUGAAAUUGAAAUACAUGCCAUUUUAACGGUAACAUUUGUGUUACAUGUCAUUUAUAUACAAAUGUUGUCACAAUUAAAGAUGCCCGUCCCUUCCUAGAUGCAUACACCUUCUCCACCCUUUGAGGUUAGUCAGAAUGUUUGGCUUUUACUAAGCCAAAGUGACUAGGUACAGAUCAUUCAAGCACAACGUUGCCCCCUAAUGGUCCUUACGGUGUACAACACAGAAAAGUGAACAUUCUGAGCAUCCAGUGUAUUUUAUAAAGUUUCAGAAUUGUUGCCUGCAAUGGACCUGCUUUACUGUCCUGUCCACUUUUAGUCAACACAGACCAUCGUAGAGAACAUUUGUUUUUCAUUGUGGUUGUAAAAAUGGUUGUUGUUACUUCACUGUGAUGAGAUUGUUACGAAUGUUACUUUCAAGUAUGUAUUGAGUAUUUCAACAACCGGGUGAAAAUGUGUGAAAAUGUGUACAAAACAUUUUACACUGGUUGGUUCAGGCCAAGGAUGUAACCAAGAUACAUACUUCCUUUUUACUUGCAGAAAAGAAAUCAUAUUUGUAUGAUGUUAUACACUUGUAGGUACAAACUGAAGUUGGAGUACUAUUUGACAACUGUUACUUUGUUCUUGGAAGUAUGCGUCUUGAAAAAUAGUCAUGUUCUUUGGUUUGUAAUGGUUUUACCUUUACCAUUUUGAAAUGCACAAAUGGAACUCUUUGUCACAUGUUGUAGCAGUAUUUCCAUGUGUGUCCAUCCCUUGAGAACAACAGUAACAUACCCAGGUGAAGCAGAUAUGUUUUUGUUAUGAUUUUACCUAAGAGAUUGUAUUUUUUUCUGAACAGUGCCUCUACAAAUCUUCCCAACUAUUCGAUUCCAUGAAUUGAAGAAUUCUAGUGCAAAAGCCAUAUCCUGCAUGCAUUACGGGAAUGUACUAAGAUAAAGGGAUGUCAUUAUUGUCAUUAAUGCACAAUGGAGAACUGAAAUGAAUGGAUUAAUGUGUAUAAAGAUAUAUAUGCCUGUGUAUAUCACCUAAAUUAUUUUUGAUUUAUUUCUAAGUUUGUAUUAUGUUGUUCAGCUGGGUUGAAAGCCAGCCAGCCAUUCAGUCUGAGAGCUUGGACUUGAACAAUAUUGUCUGGUACCGUGCAGAAAAACCUUGACCGCCGAUACAUAGAUACUACUGUGAUUCAGCUGCUAGUCUUCACAGAGUUCUCAAUAAAGGCCAGCUGUUUUUGUGUCAAGGUCAGUGGCAUUUUGUGAUACCCCGUUAACACCGUUAAAACUCUCUCUCGAUAGUUCCCGAUGCGAAUGUACAUAUCAUUUUUUUUAUGCGUCUGUGCCUGACCUUUGCACUAAUGGUGAACUAAUGGUGAUUUGUGUGGUCAAUCUAUCUGGACACAGUUUUUCUGCUGUUUGAUCGGCUGUUGCCUAACUGUGCCUUCAUUUUAUUUGAGCUUGUGAUGAUUUGAUUUUUUUUUUCUCCCUUUCUUACACUUUGCUCUACAAGAGUUGAGUCUUUGCCUGGCAAAGGGUUGUAUUUCUCAGUCAGUUGCUUACUAGCAUAUGAAAGCUUUUUUCUUCUGAAACGAUGUUACACUGGGACUGUAGGGUCAAAAAGAAAGAGAGAAUGCAGUGUGUGUGUGUGUGUGUGUGUGUGUGUGUGUGUGUGUGUGUGUGUGUGUGUGUGUGUGUGUGUGUGUGUGUGUGUGUGUGUGUGUGUGUGUGUGUGUGUGUGUGUGUGUGUGAGUGAGAGAGAGAGAGUUUGUGUGUGAGUGUGCAUGUGCGCAUGCAUGUGUAUGUAUGUGUAACUUGUAAAUCUCUGUAUAUAGUGCAAAAAGGCUGUUAAUUAUGUGACCCUGUUCAAACAAAAUCUAAAUUUAUUGAGACAAUCUUUGUCAACGUGAGUUAGCACAGUUGUCUUUCUUUUGGGCUUUAUCAUUCUGUGAUCAACACAUGCCAAAGAUUAUUAUUAGAUGCCCCCUUGAAUAUUUGUUCCCCAUGUAUUGUUUUUCAAAUUUGGACCAUUUAAGUCGUCAUGUUGUGUCAUGCAUUUGCAAUAACUGUUUACUGUUGUUAUUUACUGCUGUAAAUAAAUAAGUAUCUUAUGAAGA
This is a messenger RNA of Sardina pilchardus (European sardine), 6679 nucleotides long. RefSeq names its product high affinity cationic amino acid transporter 1-like. Gene Ontology annotation, cellular component: plasma membrane. Gene Ontology annotation, molecular function: L-arginine transmembrane transporter activity; L-ornithine transmembrane transporter activity; L-lysine transmembrane transporter activity. The coding region runs from base 2120 to 4054 and encodes 644 amino acids. The transcript has 13 exons. The record is from RefSeq and is a predicted model, not a curated record. NCBI's taxonomy places the organism in Eukaryota, Metazoa, Chordata, Actinopteri, Clupeiformes, Clupeidae. Gene Ontology annotation, biological process: L-arginine import across plasma membrane; L-ornithine transmembrane transport.